CUUAAAAUGUAGGUUAUCUUGUACUUAGUCUAGCCGCAAUUGUCGGUCAUCAUGAAUGCAGCGCGAAAGCAUUUUCAGGGUUAGGGUGGGCUUGCUUUCGUGUGAUAUACAAAGAUCCUGUGACAGAUCGCGACAUGUUAAACCGUAUUAUGGAUUAGGGGGAUGUCUAGGAAAGUAAUAGGAUGAUGAGCGGCGAAUAAAAUACGAACAUCAACACUCUAAUGUGAUGUAUGGUGAGAAUACAAACCUAACUCACGUAGCCAUUAAAGCAGGUUGAAAGACACUAUUUCGCAAAACCUUACUUUCUUUGUGGCGGUGCCGUCUUAUGUAUGGUGACUCCUUUGAAAAAGCGCAACCUUAACCCACGUCUCCGUGCAUCCCCAUGUUUUUUAUACCUUUUGUCCAGUGGGGGCACCUCAAUGGGUGCGUUCAUGUUAAAAUAGGGGAGCUGUAUUAGAGAAGUAGGAACAGUAUUAGUAGCCAUAGUCUAUCCGUUGUCGUAGAAUCAUCACCACUGUUGAGGGUGAAUAUAUUAGGUGACGAACUAGAGAAUUCAAAUGACAGACACGAUUUUAUUAGGUCUUUGUGGCCCUCGCAUUGCUUUUGUUUCCCCACGCUACGCGUUGGUUAUGGCGAAAGCGCCCAGAGUAUUCUCUUUUAAACAGGGACGAGGCUGAGGACUGGUUUGUUGAGGGUGGCUAAUCUGAGGGCUGCACAUGGCGUGUAGACACAUCACGAUGGAAACGAUGAACACCUAUGAUGGAUUACAUUUAUUUGAAUAUAUGUUAUAGCGCUUAAUUGCAGAGUAUACACGUUAGCCAUAUGUUAGAGAGGGUAUGUAAGCCGAUGAAUGGGAACGUGUUGUUAACCUAACAACUGAACAAGCCACCCCCUUUCUUUAGCUGCGUCCCUCCUCCUCGCUGCUUCUGUUCAAGGGGUAGUCAGCAGAGCGAUCCCCUUGUUUCAGAGUUGUCUGAUAGAUAAUUGUCACACUGAUUUCUACCAUAAUUGGAACAUUUACAAUGUGAGAACAACUGCCAAAGAUUCAAGUGGGCAAACUAAAACACACGACCAAGGAGUCGUCGAGAAUAAUUAUUCAGAAAAACUCGGAACUGGGAGAGAUUUGAAGACGGAGUUCUCCAAACCCCAGUCUCAUCCCUCGAACCUGGAUAUCGGAAUGGUGUGUCGGGACCCCAGUGGGUUCGGAAAUGCGCCAUGUUUGUGCGAGCAUUGAGCCUGACAGACAUGCCUGGCUUGUCCUUACCCGUGAUGCAGCUGACUUUGCCGGCUCGGAGCACCGAUAAUCUGGACAGUUCCGGGGAGCCCACUACCCGCUCUGUGGGCACCACUGCCAACUUGAAGGGGAAGAUGAGCAAGAGGCUGUCCGUUGUGAAAGGCCACUUCCCCAAGCUUGCCGACUGUGCCCACUUCCAUUACGACAAUGUCGACUUCGCUUCCAUUGAGUUGCAGUUUGCGAAUGAGCAGAACGAUGCCAGCUGGACGACGGGCGCAACCAAAGACCUGGUCUUCCUUGUGCAGGUGUCUUGCCAGGGCAAGACGUGGAUGGUCCGGCGGUCAUACGAGGAGUUCUGCACGCUGGACGCCCACCUGCACCAGUGCAUCUACGACCGCCGCUACUCCCAGCUGCUGGCCCUGCCGCCGCUUGCCGAGCUCGGAGACAAGGUGGAGAUCUUCACCCCACUGUUGUCAGAGUACCUGAGUCGUCUCUCUAUGAUUGUGGACAACAAGCUGAACUGUGGGCCUGUGCUCACCUGGAUGGAGAUUGACAACCACGGCAACAGAUUUAUGCUGAAAGAAGAGGCCUCACUGAAUGUCCCUGCCAUCGCUGCCGCACACGUCAUCAAGCGCUAUACCGCCCAGGCCAGCGACGAGAUCUCCAUUGAGGUGGGAGACAUCUUAUCUGUGAUAGACAUGCCACCCAAGGAGGACACCAGCUGGUGGAGAGGCAAACAUGGCUUUCAGGUUGGCUUCUUUCCCAGUGAGUGUGUGGAGCUGAUCAGUGAGAAGCUGCACCAGACUGUUAGCGCUCCUGCCUCAAAACUAGAGGUAGACGGAGUCCCUACCAAGGCGGGGGCCGUCAGUGCUGCGGGACCCCCCUCUCCUACAUCAGUGUCCAAGAAGCACGGCAAGCUGAUGGGUUUUCUGAGGACCUUCAUGAAGUCGCGGCCCACCAAACAGAAGCUGAAGCAGCGUGGCAUUCUCAAGGAGCGCGUGUUCGGCUGCGACCUCGGAGAGCACCUGCUCAACUCUGGACUAGAUGUUCCACAGGUGCUGAGAACCUGCUCCGAGUUCAUAGAGAAGCAUGGCAUUGUGGAUGGCAUCUACAGACACUCUGGAGUCUCCUCCAACAUCCAGAAGCUCAGGCAUGAGUUUGACAGCGAGAACGUGCCGGACCUGACGAAAGAAGUCUACAUGCAGGACAUCCACUGCGUGGGCUCCCUGUGUAAGCUGUACUUCAGGGAGCUGCCCAACCCACUGCUCACCUACCAACUCUACGACAAGUUCGCAGACUGCAUGGGAGAGAUGACCGACGACGAACGCAUGGUGAAGGUUCAUGACGUCAUUCAGCAGCUGCCCCCUCCUCACUACAGGACGCUGGAGUUUCUCAUCAAACACCUGGCCCGGCUGGCCACCUUCAGUGAAGAGACCAACAUGCACGUCAAGAACCUGGCCAUAGUGUGGGCCCCCAACCUGCUGAGGUCCAUGGAGAUCGAAGCGGUGGGUUUGAGUGGUGCUGAUCCGUUUAAGGAGGUCCGCAUCCAGUCGGUGGUGGUGGAGUUCCUCCUGUCUCACGUGGACGUGCUGUUCAGCGACACCUUCACCUCGGUGGGGCGCUUCAGCGCAGGACGGCAGUCUCUGACCAGGCCGAAGUCGUUUGUGUCCACGCGGCUGCUGUCUCUGGAGGAGGCCCAGGCUCGCACACAGGCACCGCUGCUCCUGCAGGGGGCGCCGCUGCCCUUCCAGGGCCAGUUCCACACUGUUCUCGACCUCCCAGAGGAAAGGAGGAAGAGGAGGAUGAAGGUGCGCAAGGCGUCUGGAGGAAGCUGGAAGACAUUCUUUGCCAUUGGGAAACCAGCAGGGUCAGGACGACGCAAGCCCAUGAGGAUCAGCUCCCUGUUCCAGCCGGCCACCUCUCACGCAGGGUGCCGUGUGGAUAGCGUCACGCUGCGUUCGGCCAAGAGUGAGGAGUCUCUGUCGUCCCAGCACAGUGGAGCAGGAGCAGGUCCAGGCAAGCUGCAGCGUCUGCGUCGCCCCCGCUCCAGCAGCGACGGCCUCUCUCUGGCCGCCUCCGUGGACCCCCAGCUGGUCCCCCAGCGGCCCCCCUCCCGUCUGCCCAGCAGCCGCUCCUACGACAGCCUGCUGCCCGAGGAGCGCCGUCGCGCCGCCGCCGAGGAGGAGGAUGAGGCGGAGGAGGACGACGAAGACGAGGAGGAGGACGAGGAGGAGGGCGUCUACAUGAUGGCCGACUUCUCCCAGGACCCGGCCGCCUCCUGGAUGGCCGAGGACGUCAUCGACUUCAGCCCGACCUUCCUGGAGGACGGUGGGCCGGUGGGGUUGGGCGGCGGUGCCGCAGCACCGGUCCCCGGGGGCAGGGAGUCCCCUCCGGCCGCCACACCCCCGCCCUACCGCUGCCUCAGCCACCAGAGCCAUGCCCACGCCGGCAGCCAGCGCUCCAUCACCGAGGACCCGGACUCGGUGCUCAACCAAUCAGAGGCCGGCCCGCGCAGGAGCCUGAUCCUGGCCGCCACGGCCCCUCAGACGCAGGUGUACUGCCAGCACCGGCCCUCCGCCACAGGCCCUGCCUCUGGGCCCGCAGAGUCCAGCGGGAGCCCCUCCCACAGCCACACCCCCUCCGCUGCUGCAGGCUCCGCCCCCCCGGCCCAAGCCCCUCAGGAGAGGCGCUCGUUCACGCGGAAGAUGGUGCACGCUCUCUCGCCCAAAGUCCCCAAAUCGCCCCCACUGGACAUUUCCGACCCCAUCGCCAUCAGCGUGCCAGCUAAGGUCCUGGAGAUGAUUGGCGGCCGGGCUGGCGAGCUGCAGCCCGUGGCUCAGGGAGGCGGGCCCUCCCAGCCCCCCCAGAUGAUCUCCAUGCUGCUGCGGUCAUGUGACUUCCAGCUGACGGAGAGCUGCCAGCAGGAGAUCAGCAGCAAGCUGGGCCCCGAGGCCAAGACCAAGGGCCCCAGCAUCAUGGGACCCACUGGCGUGCCUUUGCCCGCUCAGCAGCCCCCUCCCCCCCCACCCAAAAACCCUGCACGCCUCAUGGCUCUCGCUCUGGCCGAGAGCGCCAACAAAGCCCUGCGCCAGGGCGCUUCACCCCCCUACCGCCCCCCGCAGGCCAAAGCGCCCUCCGACACCGCUGACCUGCGCUUCCAAAGGUCACUGUCGGCAGACGCGAGCGAGCUGCACUCCUCCGACCCUAACCAGCUGUACUCGACUGUGAGGCCCCUGUCCGUGUGGAUGGCCGAGGCCAACGACACGGCUGCAGCGGAGCCCACAGACAGGCCUGGGCAGGAGCAGGAACCGAGGUCUCCCCCGGGACAGGACACAGGGACCCUCUCGUCCACUACCUCGGUGUCGGACUCGGGGGCGUCCAACUCGGAGCUGUCUGCUGGGAGCUCGUCUGGAGAUGGAGACCAGACCCCCAGCCCCAUCUACAAGAACCAGCAGCUCUCGCCCUCAGCCCAGGCUGGCCCUUCCUCCUCCAAACACAGCCCUUCCGCCUCCUCCGACGCCCCCCCUCAGAGGAAGCCCCCGGCGUACUCCCGCCAGUUCUCUGCCCCACACCUCCAGCAGCCGCAGAGGUCACCUGGGGGGCUCUCCAAGCCCACCGCUCAGCCUCCCAACCCACCACACUCCCAGCUCCUGCACUCGCGCUCCGAGAGCUCCCCUCUGGCCCAGGUCCGUGCCUUCCAGCCCACUCGCCCCAAAGUGCCCCCCAAGCCCCUGGACCUGGCCCCGCAGCGGGCGCCGCUCUCCAGGGCUGACCGGCAGGACUACUCCCGGCGCUCCUUGGACGCGGGCCGCGUCCGCCGCAUGAUGAGCCAGCCGCAGGGCAACCCGUCGGGCCUGUCCCGGGCCUAUUCCGAACGGGUCGCCGGCACCUCUGACCUGCUGGCCCGCUACCACGCGGCCAGAGCGGCCGGGCUGCCCUUGCCGCCUCCUCCACCGCUGCAGCAGCAGCAGCAGCAGCAGCCGCCCCCUCCUGCCUACAUCCGCCCGGUGCCGUCCUCCUCCGAGGACCCAGGCGUGGUGGAGAACUUCUAUUACGAGAUCGCGGCCCCCGAGCACCCGCAGGCUCCCCCGAGCUACGCUCGCCACAGCUACAUGAACAUGCGGCUGGACGUGGAGGGGAACUACCGGCCGGCGCCCAACGACCCAGCACUGAACCAGAGGACAGUGUCUAGAGGACACCACCACCACCACCACCACCACCCUCAGGCCCCCAGCGGCGGCGGUCCCGGCGGACGGGCACCACAGCUGUGGUCAGCGGAAGCCACCCGGGCGUGGGCCGCAGCGCACUCCCACUCCUACUCCUUCUCCCACGGGCACUCGCACCAGCAGCAGCAGCGGUCUGCUCUGGACGGGCAUGGCCCGCGACCGCAGCGGCAGGCCUCGUCCUCGGUGCGGCUCCCUCGCAACGAGCUGCACCCCAUCCCCCUCAGCCCCGCGGCCGCCGGGAUCCCCCUGUCCGUGCACCAGCGCAACUCCCAGCGCUCCCAGGCGUCGGGCGACCUCGCCGCCUCCCAGCUGCACCCGUACUUCGAGAACGGCAAGGUGUGCUACCGCUACGUGGAGACCCCGAAAACGGAGGAGCCGCCGGCCGCCUUGGCCUCUUCUCAGCACGGCGUGGCCAAAGCGCUCCACCCGCAGACGACUCAGCCCUCCCCCACGCAGACUCCCAAACCACCCCCCUCCAAGGAGCACGCUCAGUCCCAGCCAGAGCCUGUUUACGUCAACUUCCCUUUCGCCACUCCCCAGAAUGCCGCAGCUGGCACCAAGGGCUGGUUGACCACCGACUUAGACGGCGACGCCUCUCAGGUGUCCGAACCUCUGGCCCCUCCUCCCGAGCCCCCGCCAGAGGAGGAGCAGGAGUCGCCACACCACGCCCCUCAGCAGGAUGGCCCCUCCCACAACGUGGACAGUCCCUGCCACAGCGGCUUGGCACUGGACUCCCGCUCACUGGACAUUCCACAGUCCGCCUCGUCGGAAUUGGCGGCUGCCUCCCACUUCCGGAGCCGCUCGGAUCCGCAGAAUUCCAGCGGCGAGAAAAGCCAGGGUCCGAGUCAGUGCCUGAGCGGGAAGGAGAUCGCCUCUCUGCUGAUCGAGAAACUGGCGGAAGAGGAGAGCGAAGCGGGCGCUUGCACGGUCGCGUCGUCCUCGACCUCGUCCUCUCCGCGUGUCGAGCACCCGCCCAACCCGUAUGCCGGUCAGCAGCAGGCCCAGCUGCAGCAUCAGCAGCCUCCUCCGGCCUACAACGUCUACACUCCGGCGCCGACCCGCCAUAGCUCGCUCCGGGAUCCGUCAGCGGCCUUCCACCGCCAGGACCCCUUGCGCAGGUCCUCCGGGGGUCAGUACCGGCAGGCCUUCGACGUCAUGCCAUCUGGCGACCAGGUCCUGAAGUACUACCGCAGUCAGGACUUCAUGCCCGGCUCCCAGGGUGAGGCCCUGACCGCUAACCCCUACCCCCCACGGACUCACUAUCCAGACGCGGCCUACCAACACCGCGGCCCCCAGGAGCUGCGCCCUCCAUACCCGGGCUCCCCACACGCUGCCACGCCGCCCUCCGCAGCCUUCUCCAACCUGGCCCUGGGCACUCCACGAGGGUACGCCAACCAACCCGGGGGCUUCCAGUACAGCCAGUAUCCGGUCCAGCCCAGUCCGCAGUACCCCCCGCGGCGGGAUGUGGUGCUGGACCCGUCGCUCCGACCCCCUCCGACCUAUCGCAACCAGAGGGGACUGGCCAGACAAGGCAGCCUGCCGGGACCCAAUUGGACCAUCCACACCGAGGGCCAAACCAGGAGCUACUGCUGAAGAGCAGUGAGGCUCACAAAAGCACACAAGCCACCAGGGGCCACAAGGGGGCACCAGAGGCCCAUGGCAGGAGCUUCUGUUCUUCAUCAAGACAAGAGCGAGACGGGUGUCCCAGUGGUAAAGGGAGCAGCUUUAGACAACGCAUCUAUGCCUACAGCACUACAGGGACUUGUCAGUGUUUGAUUGUUUCAGGACUUGAGGAUGUUAAGAAAGGCAUUACGCACAUAUCCACCGAGUUGUGACAUCUCACAAGAUCGACAGCGAUGACCUCCAUCAGGAGGAGCCGGCAUCAUUUCAUGAGGGUCCCCGUCCGUCCGUCCAGUCUCACCCUGUGACACCCACCCCCUCGCGCCUCUUUAAUGUCCGAUACCCCACACCCCACACUACCCUCCUGACCCCUCUCACUUGAUCGGACCAAUGAGAAUGCAGAUAUGGCAUGAACGAUGAGGACAGAUCAAAGAAAAGAACCGUUAAGUGGCUUAGAUUUGAAAACAUUCCAGAACAGACUGUGCUUGCCCAACAGGGGGCGUAGGAGAGGCGUGUAGCUGCUAUGCUUUUUAGUGGAGUAUCAGGUAUUCCUGCACACCUAGGUUUUGUUGACUAUAUUUUUCAGGUGUAGGUGUCAUUGGUUUUCGGUUAGCCUACUGUAUCUCUCGCACACAAUAGCACAGUGGAAAUUGUACAGGGAAGUAAGUUUAGUAUUUUAUUUUCCUCGAGAAAACUGAAAAAAUAUUCUUUCAAAAGCUGCUGGUAAUUUUAAUGGACUUUCAAGGCUUUUUUAAACUAUUUCUCCAUGUGAAUAUUCGGCUUUGACAUGUUUUCGGUAGUUUUGAGUUUUGUUAAUUGCUUUUUACAUUUUUAAUUUAUUUUGAGUUUUUCCAUUGUGAAGUCAUGUAAUAUAGUUUUCUUCUUCUUUUUUUUUUUUUGGAAGAAUGUGAAUAAGUAGAAUUAGUUUGUCUUCGUCCCUGAACAGUGUGGGAGUGUAUGCACGCAUUACUAGGCGUGUGUGUGUGUGUGUGUGUGUGUCUCCUAACAGCUUUAUCUGCCUCGGUAAGCUACAAAAAGCACAUUGUUAGGAAAAACACUGCCUUGUGUUAAAGAAGGUGAUCAGUCUAAGGAGCACUCAUGUUCCCCUCAUGGUUCAACCAGUGUGUGUGUGUGUGUAUGUGGGAGUGUGUGGGUGUUUGGGAAAUGUUUCCUGAUGUCGUGAUCUAACUAUACUCAUCCUUCAAGGAUGUUUUUCUUCUCUUGAACAGCCCCUGAUAAUAAUCCGUUUUACAAUCCAGUACGAUCCCCAAUGCAUUGUGGUCUGUAAUCAGCAUGAAUGUUUAUCGAUCGAUGGAUAGUAAUUUUUUUUUAUUCUUUACAAUUCAAUUGGAGUACAGUGUUUCUCCUUGGUCUGUGCAUGAGAGUGAAAGUGGAGGAUCUUAUUUUUAUUCUUCAAUGGUACUGGUAAGAAGGUAUGUUUUUUUUAAAGUAGCUUAUAGCUACUUUCAUCCAAACAAACCACUUGAUCUCUAUAUGUAAGUGGUAAAUAACAAGCAAGAAAUGCCUGAUGAAUGAAUGAGCGUCAUAGAGGGACCCUGUCCAAUUAAUAAUACUUAUGAAGUACUGAAGUCCAGAGUCAGACAUGGCACAUGCAUAUUGUGCUUUCUUCCUUAUUUAUUGCUGUUUCCAUCCAUCACAACAGGUUAAUUAAUUGGUCUAAGAGAUGAGCAUUGCCAGCAUAGACAUAUUUGAACAGUUAGUCAUUUCUGCCCAGUGCUUAGCACUUCUACCCUACCCAUAAUAUCCCUGUCAUUUAGUUCCCCUCGAACAGCACUGGAAAAUGAAGGGGCUGCAUUGCAGUUUUGUUUGGGCGCAGGAAAAUAAAUGCUAAGGAUGAGAGAAGGAAAUGGAUAAAAUUUGUAUCGGGUGUUAUUGAAUGAUGGCUAGAUGUGGUAGCUUUUUUUUUUUUACCACCCAGCAAGUCAUUCAGUGCUUUUGGUGCCUUUCUGGUGGAACAAUCAGUAAUCUGGAAACUGAACCGUAAAAAAAAAACAGUUGUUGAGGCGUGGCUGUUAUCUCAUCUACAGCCUGUGAAAACACAAAUGGAUGAGAGCAGCUAUAUCUGGUCCCAGCACCAGAGAGCCCAUGCCCUCGACUCCAGCACAACUGUUGUCUCUGAGAAUACCUGUAGACGGAAGACAACGUUGCACACUUUUUUUGUACAAUGUAACUAAACACCCCCCCAGUGGUCUUUGACUUGGGCUAUUUGCUGUGAUGGUCUGAAAGGUAUACGGUAGAGCAUGUAUGGUAUCUUAACAUAUUGUCGUGGUACAAAGUGAGCCUUGGUGUGUGUGUGUGUGUGUGUGAGACAGAGAGAAAGAGAGAGACUGCUUCCUCUUUUGGACUCAUAUCUAUGCAGUGAACAGUGAAGUACAUUGAAAAGUUCUUUCAAGUUAGAAACAUCCUCCUUUAAAAUGGCUAUACUACCUGUGUGUGUGUGUGUGUGAACGAGAGAGAAUGUGUUUCUGUUGGUGUGUAUGUGUUGGUACAUGAAUGCACUGUAACCUGAACUUUCAGUCCAAUGUUCUCCCUUCAGCCUUAUAGCACUUUGCAAAAAGGCAGUUCAUCUUAUUUUGUAAUAUUUUCCAAUGUGUGAAUAAAAAGUUGAUGGACACAUCAAUGACACAA
Molecule: messenger RNA, 9729 nt
Organism: Alosa sapidissima (American shad)
Lineage: Eukaryota; Metazoa; Chordata; Actinopteri; Clupeiformes; Clupeidae
Gene: arhgap33
Product: Rho GTPase activating protein 33
Exons: 25
Coding region: 1216-7053 (1945 amino acids)
Biological process (GO): small GTPase-mediated signal transduction
Cellular component (GO): fibrillar center; cell cortex; Golgi apparatus
Molecular function (GO): protein binding; phosphatidylinositol binding; GTPase activator activity
Source: RefSeq, a predicted model, not a curated record